AGCUAUAGGACAAGAGCUUCCUGGUGAAGUGUGUUUCUUGAAACCAUCACCACCAUGGACAGCAAAGGUUCGUCGCAGAAAGGGUCCCGCCUGCUCCUGCUGCUGGUGGUGUCAAAUCUACUCUUGUGCCAGGGUGUGGUCUCCACUCCUGUCUGUCCCAAUGGGGCUGGCAACUGCCAGGUGUCCCUUCGAGACCUGUUUGACCGGGCAGUCAUGGUGUCCCACUACAUCCAUAACCUCUCCUCGGAAAUGUUCAACGAAUUUGAUAAACGGUAUGCCCAGGGCAAAGGGUUCAUUACCAUGGCUCUCAACAGCUGCCAUACCUCCUCCCUCCCUACCCCUGAAGACAAAGAACAAGCCCAACAGACCCACCAUGAAGUCCUUAUGAGUUUGAUUCUUGGGUUGCUGCGCUCCUGGAAUGACCCUCUGUAUCACCUAGUCACGGAGGUGCGGGGUAUGAAAGGAGCCCCAGAUGCUAUCCUAUCGAGGGCCAUAGAGAUUGAGGAAGAAAACAAACGACUUCUGGAAGGCAUGGAGAUGAUCUUUGGCCAGGUUCUUCCUGGAGCCAAAGAGACUGAGCCCUACCCUGUGUGGUCCGGACUCCCUUCCCUGCAAACCAAGGAUGAAGAUGCGCGUCAUUCUGCUUUUUAUAACCUGCUCCACUGCCUGCGCAGGGAUUCAAGCAAGAUUGACACUUACCUUAAGCUCCUGAAUUGCAGAAUCAUCUACAACAACAACUGCUAAGCCCACAUUCAUCCUAUCCAUUUCUGAGAUGCUUCUUAAUGAUCCAUUUCCUGGCAAACUUCUCUGAGCUUUAUAGUUUUUUUUAAUGCAUGCUUGGUUCCAAUGGGUUUCAUCUUCAAUAAAAACAGACUGUAGAGAUGUCAAAA
Messenger RNA from Odocoileus virginianus texanus, 890 nucleotides. The record is from RefSeq and is a predicted model, not a curated record. Lineage: Eukaryota; Metazoa; Chordata; Mammalia; Artiodactyla; Cervidae.